GCCUGUCCGAGUGUCCCAUGCUGCCUGACCUGACUGCCCUGUCCUGUCCAGACUGGACUGGCCGUGACCCCUCCCUCCCUCCCACUUGAUUUGAGCCGUCAAUAGAAUAAUACAAUUUUACUUGCCGCUGUUGGGUCAUUAUUACCCACGCUGCCAGGCAAGGUGGGAGGAAUUUGUUGAGUCCCAUUCUAGAACUCAAAGUUCAGCUGCUGUUUCUGUCUUGAAUUACCCUCGUACGUUAUCAAUAUCCUAUUUUAGGUGCAGGCGGCCAUAUUUUCUAGCCUCUCUGCUUCCUGUCCCCCAGUCCCCUCCCCCUCCCCCCUCACCUCACCUUGCCCUCGCCCCUCCUCGCCCCUGCUGCUCAUCAGCUGAAUCCAGCCAACCCAACCCUGUGCAUUUCCCGGGCGUGACACCUCCCUCGCCUUCUGUUUUUCUCCCACUACAUCCUUCCAUUCCCCAAGGCAAACAGACUAAAUCCGGGGUCUGAUCAUCGGCAGCCUGUCCUCUCUGCGCUCUGCCGUCAAAACAAACAAACAUACGCACACACAUAUACACACACGCACCUUUGUCCAGAGCCUGAUCAGCUCAUCGGCUCGCCGCUGACGUCACCUUGUCCUCCCUGCCACCCAGAGAGCAUCCGUUAGCCAUGAGCUACGACUACGAUCCUCCCCGCCGCCAGCGAAGCACCCGGGAGCACUAUCGCGAGGAGAGAUAUGCUGAUCCACAAGAUCCCUAUCUGAGGGUUCAGUCCACUCGCGACCUCGUGCCGAGGGGUCGGGAAGACAGCGACCUGUCUGUAGAGGAGAUCCGUAGGGACUUCCCUCCACCCGGCUACGCCCCCCGCGGCGAUAUUCGGAGGGCUCGCUCGGCCGAACCCUAUGACUAUGACGAUGAUGCGCGCUCCGCCUACACCCGCAGGAGCCGCGAUGACUACUACUAUGAUCGCGACUACGAUCGUCGCCCGCGCAAGAAGGCCGAAAGCGUCUACAUCGAGGAGGAGGAGAUGAAGCGCAAGCGUAUUCUUAGCCAGCAGGAGAAGAUCAUCGCUGCCGUCGCUGGCGCUGCCGUCGCCCUCGGCGGCAAGGAAGUCUAUGACCGCCGCGAGGCCAACGAGGAUGGCACUGACGUCCAUCGCAACUUGAUCUCCUCAGCUGCCCUGGGUGCUGCAGGUGCCUUUGCUGCCUAUCAGGGCGCUGAAUUCUACAACAAGCGCGCCGACAAGACCGAGAAGAAGUCCACUCACAUCGUCCACAAGGGCCGUGAUGGCAGAGUCACCGAGUACUAUUCCGAUGACGAGGACGAAAAGCACAAGAAGGGCCACAAGAACUUUCUCGAGGCCGCCCUCGGAGCCGCCGGUCUCGGCACAGCCCUUAAGGCUCUCACCGGCGGUGGCGGUCACGACGAGAAGCACGGCGACCGGGACAGGGACAGGGACUCACGAUCCGACACCAGGAGCCGUCGCGGGAGCCGCGAGAGAUCUCAGUCCAAGGGCGGGCCUGGCAACAAGAUCCAGAAGGCCGCCAUGGCCUCCCUCAUUGCCGGUGCCACUGAGGCGUUCCGGGUCUCCAAGGAACCUGGCGCUUGGAAGGGAGAGAAGGCCAAACGAGUUCUCACCGCCGCUGCCGGUGCCGCGACCAUCGAUGCUGCUCAGAAGCCCGGGAAAGACGGCAGCAAGCUUGGCCUGGCUGAAUCCGUCAUCGGCGGUCUUAUCGGCAACCGCAUGAUCAACGGGUCCAAGAAAGAAAUUAUCGAGGACAAGGCCACAGGGCGAAGCCGCUCGCGCUCUCGUGCCAGGUCUGAGAGCAGCAAGGGAGGUGGUGGUGGCGGCGGCGGCAUGGGCCUCGCUGCACUGGCUACUGCCGGUCUGGGUGCCAUUGGCGCCAAGAAGGCCGUUGACAACAUUCGUGACGAACGGUCACGAUCCCGUCGCCGGGACGACUCUCGCGACUCUUACGACAGCCGAGACGAGUCCCCCAGGAGACGCACGCGUAGCCGUAGCCGAAGCGUCGUCGACAAGGCCCGCAAAGGGCUGGCGAGAAUCGGCCUAGGCAAGGGGGAGGAUGAAAGCGAAUAUGGGUCCCCACGUGGAUCGCGCCGAGGGGGCCGCUACGACGACGAUUAUGAUUCUCGGGACGGCCGAUACCGCGAUGAUUAUGAUGAUGACCGGUCCUACCGGGCUCGUAGCCGGUCAAGAGGAGCCCCGUCCCGAAGCCGGGCAUCCUCUCGGGGGUCGGUAUCCAGUUCGGAUCUGGGAGAUUCCGAUGAGGACGAGAAAAGGGCAAAGAAGAUGCGAGUUCCUCCGCGGGUUGGCGGCAGGUACGACGACGGGCCCCGUUAUUCUGAUGGGAAUCCUUACUCUGCCUUGCCGGCACCCCCUUCUGGCUACAGCAGCAGCAGAAGAUGAGCACUCAGGCGCGUGAUGCAACAAGUAUGGAUGCCUCCGUUAACAAUCUGCCCAUUCUGCUGCCGCGCGCUCCUCCACCUACACCCUCACCAGAUCAGCUUGGCUCAUUAUGCACAUCACGUCAUGCGCCUGUCUGCCUGCCUGCCUGCCUGUCUGUCUGUCUGUACGACUGUACCACCGUGGCACCGCACAUCUCGCACAUUUUACAACAAGCACUAUACCCUGACGACUGUUAUGAUCAAAAGAUUUGGAACAUGUGCGACGAAUGGAAGGCGUUGAAACGAUCUUGUGGAACAAUGUCUCUAUUGGGUCUAAGAUAUGUCGAGUGCUUUCAUCUUGGGCUUCCUCGAUUGGCUCGACGACUCUACCUCCUACCGCUGCAAUGCGAUGGUAGCCAUGGCUUGGGCUCCCAACCCCUAGCUUCUGCUGCUGCUGCUUCUUCCCUUGUCUCAUGAUGCCUACGCCACGCCAGCUCAUACACAUUUACACGCGCUAUGAUCUCUAUAUACGCCACCAAUACCCCCAAAGACUAUACGGGUGCAUUUGGGGAAAACAGAUAGACUCCCCAGGCAUUUACUCCAGUCCCUUUCUACACGGCACUAAUUCAUUUGCUUUCCUUCCACACAAAACGUUCCCGUGCAAGUUACUGAUGAUAUCCCCUUUUCGUGAUAGAUCGGCGCAAUCGCCGCUAAAAAAAAGAGAGACGAUCCCUCCCGCGUCUUAUGGAGUCAAGGAUGUCUCUGAGGGAUUUGGGAGUUCUAGGCCCCAGCCUGUUUCUCUCUGGGAUGCAGCUUGUGUAACCGCUCCUUCGGGUUCGGCCACACGAGCGGACCAGCCGGGAUUAUCAGCAAGUGGGCCACAAGAGCCGCAUAUAAACCAAAGAACGAGAGCAUACGAGACAAUAACGCGCGAACCACGCGAGGCGAGUGGCUGACCGCGACGAUCACCUGCAGCCAACGUACCCACAGAUCGGACGAUCGGUGAUUUUCUUUCAGUCCUCGCAGUGGAAGACAAUGCGAACGGGCCCUGGGACGGUGCACGGAGGAAAAAUGACCGGGGUCCCACGAGGGGUAGGGGGGUUCUGGCAGAGUUGGCUGAUGCGGGUUUUAAAACGGGCAUCUAAAAGGGCCCUCGUGAGAAGCGAAUGGCCGGGAGACACGUCUGUUAGUUCGGAUGCCGCAUAUUUUUUUUGGAGAUGGUUCUGGGCUGGUUGGGCGGUCUUUUUUGGGGUGGGAGACCAGCGUCCUUGGGAUUUGGGAACGACAAAGCUCAUGACAAUGCAAGGGGCUAGCCUAGCCCACGCGCAGAACGAGAUGACGACGACACCUUUAUGACCUGAUUUCUUUCUUUUAUACCUCUGCUCUUACUCCGCACAUCACGACACCAAGAUAGCCUCAUAGCAGUCAAAUGCACGAUUUCAUGACCUUGGUGAUACUCGGCAGCAGAGAAGUACAUGGUGGCAACGUGCGUCACACAAGAGUUGUUCCCAAUGGGGCUCUGAACGCGUGACUGCCGAGCUCUGCGACCGCUGUGACGUGGAGACUGGCCGACCUGGGGGACGUUGAGAUCUCUGACAGGUACAGCCCAGCUAGUGCGGUCUUGUCCAAAUGCGACGACGCGCCGGCGAGUAUCUGGCCGGGGUUGGUUAUAACUAUGAAGCGGUGUGAGGGGGAGGGGGGGAGGGGGCGCACUCGGGCCUCAAGGACAGAGAUGCGGGACACGAAGCGCAUGACCACCUCGUUCGGUGCCCAGCAGGCGCGUGUGGGCGGGUCUCUGCACCUCCAGAGGGGCGGGCUUGAGUGAAAGUCUUAUUGAGCUAGUAAUUAAUAAUUAGAUCUAGCCAGCCACAACGUAUCUGUGACUGUGGCGUGUUGGGCGGGGCCGAGGGGAGGGGGGAAGGGGGCUGUCCUUCUUUCUGUCUGCUCUCCUCUCUUCCGGAAAUCCCUGACCACCGCUCCUCAAUUUCUAUUCCUCUGUUGUGUACUAUGAGUGUGUGUUCUUGUGUGUGCUGUGCGAGUAUGUAAGGCAUGUUAAGGCAAGUAUUUUCCGCCCCCCGGGCAGAGCCGAACCCACCCCGGCUGACACCUCUUCGCCUCUUUGCGCACGGGAACCAAGCAGGCGGAAAGACGAGCGGGAGUUCCCAGCUUGGCAUUGGCGGUCACGCCCAUGACAUCACCGUGCAGCCGGCCCAGGGCGAGACCGGGCCUGUGCCUGCCUGCCUCCCCCGAAUCUGCCAGAGUGUACCUGACAUGGGUCCGGGCCGGCUGGGGUAAGAAUGAGACGAGGCCCUUUGGCCCCGCGCUCAGAGACAAUGCACGCAUAGGGAGGCUGACUGCCUGGCUGCAGACCGGUUGGCCCUACUGUGUAUACGUACCUAGGCACCCAGGGUACUGCUUGUGCGCAAGCACCGUCGGACGACCACUGAUGGACGAAGCUGCUGCGAUGGUCCCGUGCAGUGUCGAGAAAUACUUGCCUCGGAAGAUUCCGACAGGACGACAGGAAAGGUCUCUGUGGCCCGAGGAAGCCCGCCUAUCAUUGUGUCUCAAGCUCGGUUACCUCCUCCGAGGGCACAACAGCAGUCACAGGUGACACGGGGGGCCGGGGCGUGACGGGUAAAAUGCGAUGCUUUUUGAUCGGCGGUAGAAAAGGCCCUGCGAUCUUAUUGCUGUUUCCAUGCCUGUGCCAUAGCCAAGAAGUUGGAGAUGUCCGCCGGCUGCUGCUCGUCCACGGGGAACACGUAGUCGAUGUACUCCUCCAUCUCGCCCUCCUCAUUCUUCCUCGUCUUCCUGACCUUGCGCGGCAUCUGCUUCUCCACCUUGGCCACAUCCUCCGCCGAGCCCUGCUCCCUCUCGAACGCAAGCCACGCGUUGAGCAGCGUCACCCGCUCCGCCUUCCGCUCCCGCAUGCCCUUGAGCGCCCGCUCGAACACCUCGCGCGUGCGACCCUUGGCCUCCUCGGAUACGCCCUGAUCCUCCUCGUCCGCUGCCGCCUCGCCCCCGUCAGGGGCCCCGAGCUCGAACUGCGCGUAGCUGAUCCAGACCUUGGGGUGGUCCGCCUUCUCGAGCAGCCGCUCGUACAGAGCCCGCGCCCGCUCGAACUCGCCUUCCUCCUCCUCAAAGUCGAUGUACUUCUUCCACACCAUCUCCGGCAUGUCCAGGACCGGCUGGUCGAUGCCCAGCUCGAAGAUGGCCCGCGCCCGUUCCAGGUCGCCCAGUGCCCGCUCGAGCUGCGCCCAGUCGAUCCACGUCUGGCAGUUGGACGGAUUGUAUGACACGUGUUUCUCGUACAGCGUCCGGCACCGCGUGAACUCGUAGAGCUUCUGCUCCAGCGCCACGUACCCCUUGAAUAGCGAGUCCUUGGGGCACAUCCCGAUUGCCCGACCAAGCGUCUUGCGCGCCAGCGUGAGGUUGCCCUGGCGGAUCUCGAACUGGGCUUUGAGCAGCCAUACCUUGGCAAAAGUGAACUUCUUGUGCGGGAUCAGGUUCAAGCAUGCGUCGUAGACCUGUCGUGCGCGCUCGAUAUCUUUGGCCUCCAUCUCUUCGUAUAUGGCGUAGAAAAUCCACAGAUAGAUGUACCGCCUCCAAAGUCGCUUCUCCUGUGCCGGUGGAACCUGGGCGACUGCCUUUUCGUAGACUUCCCGCACCCGCUCAACAUUGCCAGACGUCUGUUCCAGAUUUGCAUAGUCGAUCCAUGUGUCGUAGUUCUUGGCGUUUUCCUUGACCUGCUCCUCGUAAAGCCGUCUUCUCUUCGAAAGGAUAACAUCCUCAACGCCGUCCCGGUCGCCAAAUUGCUUCUCGAACACAGUGUACUCAGCGUGCAGCUUCAUAGAUCUUGAUCGCGGGAGGUUGUCCAGCGCGAACUUGAAGAUAGCCCUUGCCCGGUCAUACUCCUUGAGUUUUGCCUCGUACCUCGCAAAGGCAAUGAAUAAUCGCUCAUCCACGAACUCGUCACCUAGUGACUCGAUUGCUGUCUGGAAGACCUCCCGAACCAUGUCACUUGUCCCGAACUCCUCUUCGAAUUUGGCCCAUUUCAGGAAAUUUCGCGGCUCGGGAUGAACUAGAACAAAUCGCUGGAGGAUGUUCCGCGCGUUGUCAAACUCCUGGUAUCGCCUCUCAAAGUGGAUGUAGGCGCUCCAAGCCCGCUCAUCGGGCUGCCAUGUCAUCCACCUCUCGAAUACCUGCCGGCAUCCAGGUAUGUCGCCCAGACCUUCCUGGACGAAGACAUACUUGUACCACAUCUUGUCCACGCGGGGCAACAAAGUGACCGCGCGAUCAAGCAGGUUCCGCGCAUGUUGGAUGUUGCGCUCCUUGAUCUCGAAAUCAAUGUACCGCAUCCACAGCGCCGGGUUGGUCGGGAGCACAUCCAGGGCACGUUCGAAGACGGAUCGCGCGCGGGCAAACUCCUUGUACUGGAUCUCAAAGUCGGUGUACUGGGUCCAGUUCUUGAGCGACUGGCUGUUGCGGCGGAUGUAGUCCUCAUACUCGCGGCGCUUGCGGCCCUGGAACUCCUUGAGCUCCUCGAGAUCCGCGAAGCGCUGCUCGGGCUUGUCGAGGCCGCCCUCCUGCCUGUCGACGGCCUCGCGCAGGAGCUGCUCCGCGCUGAUCUGGAUGGGCGCAGCUCCCUUGUUCUUAACACGGGGGGGACCGCGUGAAGACUCCAUGGUCGGCGAGCCGGUAGGACCAGAUACGAUAACUGAAAAUGACCGAGGCGUCCCGAGGGGGGAUGAGGCGACAACGAUGAGGUCAGUGUCAGUCCUGUGGUGUUCGGGCUUAAGAUCGUGAAAUGAUGGACUACGAGUGAGUUGGCCCU
Diaporthe batatas is the source of this 7213-nucleotide messenger RNA. RefSeq lists its product as uncharacterized. The record is from RefSeq and is a predicted model, not a curated record. The coding region runs from base 647 to 2404 and encodes 585 amino acids. NCBI's taxonomy places the organism in Eukaryota, Fungi, Ascomycota, Sordariomycetes, Diaporthales, Diaporthaceae. The transcript is spliced from 2 exons.